AUGCGGACCCUCUGCAGCGCCCGGAGUGGCCGUCUUGCAGCUGCUGGGCACUCGCCCCAGCAGCAGCAGCGGUUCGUGCGCGCCAGCGCACUCUCGGGCGACAAGCUCAAGCGUCCGGAGCUGAAGCGGCCAGAGCAGCCCAAGCGGCUGUUCGACGAUUCGGCAGAGGCGGCAGCGCCCACGGCCGCGCCCGCAGCAGCGGCGCCCGUGUCAGCGCCCCUCACAGCAGCAGCAGCCCCUGGCAAUGGGACCGUGACUAUUGAGUACCAGCGGCAGCGCGCCAAGGAGAUCCGCAAGUACUUUGAGGACGCCAAGCUGGAAGCCGCCACCACCAAGGCGCAGGUGUUUGGCUGGACGCCGAGCAACGAGAUUGGCAACGGGCGCUGGGUCAUGUUCGGCUUCUUUGUGGGCAUGAUGACGGAGUACGCUACGGGGGUGGACUUCAUCCACCAGCUGGAGCAGAUUGUCAGCUACACAGGCCUGUGGGACUUUGAGUGA
Monoraphidium neglectum is the source of this 498-nucleotide messenger RNA. RefSeq lists its product as hypothetical. The transcript is spliced from 5 exons. The coding region runs from base 1 to 498 and encodes 165 amino acids. Lineage: Eukaryota; Viridiplantae; Chlorophyta; Chlorophyceae; Sphaeropleales; Selenastraceae. The record is from RefSeq and is a predicted model, not a curated record.